CAGUCGGAUCAGUGAGGCCAGCAAACACAAGGUGGGGGCGGAUGUUAGUGGCUAGAGUGUGCAACGGCAGUGGGAGACGGAAUCAGCCGCACCCUGGGUCCCGUUCUGAUGGAAUCUGGGAAUCCCGAGACCAUCUUAGAGUCUGCCUUGGAACGGGUGAUGAAAGCCACCGCCCUGACCUAGCCCACGCUCUGCCUUCUACUCCGGAAGCGGAAGUGAUGGACACGGAAGCGGUCUGUUGCCGAGGGGACGGGCCGGGCAGAUGCCAACAUGGCAGCGGUUGGAGUUGACGGAUCCACUGCGGCGGAGACAGUCUCUGCCAGUGCUUUGGAGCCUGGGGCCGCCACUACGGGUGAGACGGACUGAGGCCCAGCAGUCUACCGGGCGAAGCUCAUCGGCGUCUCAAGUACAUAUCCCUAGCUGUGCUGGUGGUCCAGAAUGCCUCCCUCAUCCUCAGCAUCCGCUAUGCCCGCACACUGCCUGGGGACCGCUUCUUUGCCACCACCGCUGUGGUCAUGGCCGAAGUGCUCAAAGGUCUCACCUGUCUCCUGCUGCUCUUUGCACAGAAGAGGGGUAAUGUGAAGCACCUGGUUCUCUUUCUCCACGAGGCUGUCCUGGUGCAGUAUGUGGACACACUCAAGCUAGCAGUACCCUCUCUCAUCUACACCUUGCAGAAUAACCUCCAGUAUGUCGCCAUCUCCAAUCUUCCAGCUGCCACAUUCCAGGUGACGUAUCAGCUGAAGAUCCUGACCACCGCAUUGUUCUCUGUGCUCAUGCUGAACCGCAGCCUCUCACGCCUACAGUGGGUCUCCCUGCUGCUCCUCUUCACUGGUGUUGCCAUUGUCCAGGCACAGCAAGCUGGUGGGGGAGGCCCACGGCCAUUGGAUCAGAACCCUGGGGCAGGCCUAGCAGCUGUUGUGGCCUCUUGUCUCUCCUCAGGCUUCGCAGGUGUCUACUUUGAGAAGAUCCUCAAAGGUAGCUCAGGUUCUGUGUGGCUACGUAACCUACAACUCGGCCUCUUUGGUACAGCACUGGGCCUGGUGGGGCUCUGGUGGGCGGAGGGCACUGCUGUAGCCCGCCGUGGCUUCUUCUUUGGGUAUACACCUGCUGUCUGGGGUGUGGUACUAAACCAGGCCUUUGGUGGGUUGCUAGUGGCCGUUGUUGUCAAGUAUGCUGACAACAUCCUCAAGGGCUUUGCCACUUCCCUGUCCAUUGUGCUGUCCACUGUUGCCUCCAUUCGCCUCUUUGGCUUCCACCUGGACCCGUUAUUUGCCCUUGGUGCUGGGCUCGUCAUUGGUGCCGUCUACCUCUACAGCCUUCCCCGAGGUGCAAUCAAAGCCAUAGCUUCACCUUCCACCUCUGCUUCUGGGCCCUGCAUUCACCAACAGCCUCCUGGGCAGCCACCACCACCACCACAGCUGUCUUCCCGAGGGGACCACAUCACGGAGCCCUUUCUGCCAAAGUUGCUCACCAAGGUGAAGGGUUCGUAGCUGCCGGAGUUGAAGAUGCUGGCCUGCCUUCGUUCUCCCUUCUAGUCCUGGCCCAGCCGGGACUAAACUCUUAUCAGUAUUAGGGGGAGGGGGAGGUAGGCAUGGGAACUCCCUGUCCCCACCAACCCUGCCCCCACACAGGGCUAACAUGACUAAGCUCUGUUAAUAGGUCCACCUCAACUCCUGCUACCCCCCCGCAGUAUUUCUUAGGUGAGUUUCUGCAAAUAAAAUGUGUUUUGUAUCUUGUCAGCUUGGGUUGGAAAGCCUGGAAAGAAU
Molecule: messenger RNA, 1766 nt
Organism: Nannospalax galili (Upper Galilee mountains blind mole rat)
Lineage: Eukaryota; Metazoa; Chordata; Mammalia; Rodentia; Spalacidae
Gene: Slc35a2
Product: solute carrier family 35 member A2
Exons: 5
Coding region: 516-1490 (324 amino acids)
Biological process (GO): pyrimidine nucleotide-sugar transmembrane transport
Cellular component (GO): Golgi membrane
Molecular function (GO): UDP-galactose transmembrane transporter activity
Source: RefSeq, a predicted model, not a curated record